Molecule: messenger RNA, 990 nt
Organism: Closterium sp. Yama58-4
Lineage: Eukaryota; Viridiplantae; Streptophyta; Zygnematophyceae; Desmidiales; Closteriaceae
Source: the annotation of a GenBank genome assembly
AUGACUGCCGACGACAUCAACGGUAGCUCCAGCGGCGGAUCCUCCUCAUCCGACGUGGCCGCUCCUUGCGUCAGCGACGCCGUCGCGUGGAUCCGCGCGAACCGCGAAUGGCUGCUGGACACGUGGCAGCUGCACGGAGCGGUGCUGCUGCGCGGCUUGCCUCUCGAGUCGCCAGGUGACUUUAACGAGGUCGUGGAGGCCUUCGGAUUGGACGAGCUGCCUUACGUGGGCGGCGCGGCGCCAAGAACGAAGGUCGCCCCGCGUGUGUUCACAGCAAACGAGUCGCCUCCGGAUCAGAAAAUUCCCUUUCACCACGAGAUGGCACAGCUGAGAGCCAAGGGGCUGCUGUAUGUGCGUGUUUUACCAGAGGUGGACGAUCCGAGCAGUGCCAUUGGGAGGGGAUGGAAGUCCACUUUCCUGACAGACAACAAGGAGGAAGCUGAAUCGAAGGCGGCAAAGCUAGGAGUGAAGCUGGAGUGGCAGGCGGAUGGCAGCGUUCGGACUGUUUCCGGGCCUAUCCCGGCGCUUAGGGUGGACACCAGGCCUCUACCGAGCCUCUCCACCAAACAUCAUGCCGCACAGGAUGAGGUUCAGGAUGAACAGGUUCGGACAGGAGAGGCUCGGGAGGAAGAGGUUCGGGAGGCAUGGUUCAACAGCAUGGUAGCAGCCUACACGGGAUGGAAGGACGUGCGUAACGAUCCCACCAAGGCGGUAACAUUUGGUGAUGGGGAGGCGUUACCGGGGGAGGCUGUACUGGCGGUGGAGGAGGAGAUGGAACGGUUGGCAGUGGCCGUGCCAUGGCGACGUGGCGACGUGCUAUUGGUGGAUAACCUCACUGUGCAGCACUCCCGGAGGUCCCCUUACGGCUUGCGCUCACACGCUUUGGAGACGGAGAGGCGUUACUGGGGGAAGGAGGCUGUAUUGGCAGUGGAGGAGGAAAUGGAACGGCUGGCAGUGGCAGUGCCAUGGCGACGUGCUAUUGGUGGAUAA